Molecule: messenger RNA, 1086 nt
Organism: Racocetra fulgida
Lineage: Eukaryota; Fungi; Glomeromycota; Glomeromycetes; Diversisporales; Gigasporaceae
Source: the annotation of a GenBank genome assembly
AUGGAAGAUGAUUCUUAUGAUAAUUAUGGCGAAAGUUCAUCAAGUAGGGUGCCAAUAAAUAAUAAUUUGAGAUCAAUUGAAAACGAAAACGACAUCGAAUUCGAGCUUGAACCAGAUAAAGCUAAAUCUGAUAAAAAACAAACAAAACAGGAUGGAAAGUAUCGAAUUACCAAAUAUUUAUAUGUAGAUGAAAUUUUUUAUAGUAUUCUUCCUAUGGAAUAUCCUAUUACAUCAGAAAAGGGUGUAGCAAUCAUAUUUAAUGUUGAUUAUGUUAAAUCACAAGAAGAUGCUGAAAAAUUUACCGACAAUAAAGAGGAAGUGGUUGAUUGUUAUUUUUUCAAUACCAAGGUCAAAAAAUUGGCUUUCGAGUGUCAAAGUAUUAAAGCAUGCGAAUUUUUUCAAGAUAUAAAUAAAGGUCAUUGCAAUGUUGAUAUCGAUACAGAUUUCGAAUAUAUGGAUAAAACUCAAGCAGAAAUUGAGAAUAGUAAUUAUUCAAAAAAUAAUCAGGAACUCAUGAAAGAGUUGUUAGAUGCGUCAACUGAAAGGAGAAAGCUAAUUUCCAAACAAUUAAAAUUUUCAAAUGAAAAUGAUAUUGAAAAUUGGGCUGAUUAUUAUACAUCUAAUUGGGUAAUAGCUUUAUUAAACCCCGAAAAAUCAGAAAUAGAUAAAGAAAUAUGGAAUUUAUCCCCUGAUGCCAACUUAAAACGCAAAUCUAAACAAAUGAAUAUAGAAAAUUCUGUUUCUAUUCUGCAAGUAAUGCAAGAAGACAAUAUUCCAACUCAUACAAAUGACGAAUCUGAACAAAUUAAUGACGAAAUUCUUUUCUCUCCACAAGAAACAUAUAUUCAACUUCAAGAAGAGAAUACUCAAAUUCAAGAAAAAAGUGAUUUCAAAAAAAGAAAAGUUGAAAACCAAGUUGAUAAUUCCGAAAAUAUGGAUAUGGAUAUAGAUGAAGCUAAUAAAUUAGAAAUAAAAUUAAUAGAAGAACAAAUAGCGUUGUUGGAUAUUGAAAGUCAAAAAAAGAAGCUUGAAAUAGAAAAAUUAAGGAUCGAGACAAGUAAUCUAAAAAGAAGAAGAAAUAUGUAA